Messenger RNA from Folsomia candida, 3861 nucleotides. RefSeq names its product heat shock 70 kDa protein. Gene Ontology annotation, molecular function: ATP-dependent protein folding chaperone; ATP binding; misfolded protein binding. Gene Ontology annotation, biological process: vesicle-mediated transport; cellular response to unfolded protein; protein refolding. The coding region runs from base 699 to 2354 and encodes 551 amino acids. The transcript is spliced from 6 exons. The record is from RefSeq and is a predicted model, not a curated record. Gene Ontology annotation, cellular component: plasma membrane; cytosol; cytoplasm. NCBI's taxonomy places the organism in Eukaryota, Metazoa, Arthropoda, Collembola, Entomobryomorpha, Isotomidae.
GUGAAAAAAUUAGGACCCAAAGAUUUCAUGUCUUUAGAAAGAAUUUGGACUCUGAUUUGCAACAAUUAUUUGAAAAGAUUAAGAAUAACCAAGAAAUUGAGCUCAAUAAGGUGGAAGCCGAAACAUCGUCCCUUCUGGAUCAAACUUUUACAGAGUCAGUCGAAUUCUUCCGGUCAGAAUUGGAUAUUGAUAACGACAUCGCAAAGGAACAAGCAAAACUCCAGAACACGGAAGUCGCCGUGAAAUAUUUAAAAUCAAGACUAAGUAUUCCAAUUGAAAGCAGAAUUGGCCAGUCGCUCCUGGAGAAAUUAAGGGAGACACUCCCUAUAAAAUUUGAAGAGGUCGAAAAGGACGUCGUUAGAGAACGGCAAGAAUGCGAAACAAGUUACAAAGACGCCGUGGAAGAAGGGUACGAUAUUUACGUUCAAGAUAUUGUACAUUUUAUUGGGAGUAAUUUCUGCGAGGAGGACGAACUGGAUGAAAAGCAUCCUGACUGGAAAGAAAAAGCAAUCGCAACUCUCUCCGCAUACUUCAAGACUGCUAUCCACCCUAAUCAUGACAAAUUCGUGGCUCAACUAGAUCAGAAAAUUGAGAAAUAUUAUGAAGAAAACAAAUUGCAUAAUUCAGAGAAAAGAAAUCUCGCCAUAUCAAAAGCACAGAAUGCGGUUCAUGAACACCAUCAAGCUUAUCAGAAAGAAAUGAUGAAUAACUUAAAUCUCGCCAAAGACGAAGAUCAUUUCACGGCGCUUCACGAAGAAGCUGUCACUGCAGCGAUUACAUCGUUUAAGACAAGCUGUUUGAGUCUGAAUUCAUCAAUAAUUGACCCACUUCUAGAGGAACUCAAUAACAGCAUGGACACAACUUUCAACGACGAGCUGUUGGACGUGUUUGACUUAAAACUAAUGGAAAGAGAAAUCGGAACCACUUCCGCUAUCGCAGACGCUAGAAAGCUUUAUCGAGAAGAGAUGGAAAAGCACUACAAAAAUGCCGAGUUCAUGCGUCCAAAAGAUUUGGAGGAGCUGCACAAGAGCAUGUCAACCCUCGCCAUUGACAAAGCCAAGGAGAAAGCACCAAUAUCCGAAAUCCAGCUCGCAGACUUGGAGGCAGCUUUACUCGAAACCUUUGACGUUUACCGAGAGCAAAAUGAUAUGAAUGUUCCUGUCGACCCUGCCAUCGGGAUAGAUUUGGGAACUACUUACUCAUGCGUCGGAGUGUAUUUGAACGGCCAAGUCCAAGGAAAAAACACGCUCCCUUCCUACGUCAGCUACAAAGACAAUGGGAGCGUGUCAGCUGUCGGAAUUCCAGCCAAGGAAACUUCUUACGAUAACGCCGAGAACACCGUGUUCGACGCGAAACGAAUCAUUGGGCGAAGUUUUGACGACCCUGUCCUCCAAAAUGACAUGAAAUACUGGCCAUUCACCGUCGUGGAAGAGAAGCAAGUCCCAAAGAUUGAGAUCGGAAGUAAGAAACUUUUCCCGGAACAGGUCUCCGCCGAAAUACUGAAAGAAAUCAAGACGGCUGCAGAAAAAUAUUUGAACUGCAGCGUGGAGAACGCAGUCAUCACUGUGCCAGCCUAUUUCAACGACGGGCAACGCCAAGCAACGAUCGACGCUGGUGAGUUGGCAGGACUUAAAGUUCUCAACGUGCUAUCAGAGCCUGUCGCAGCUACGGUGGCAUACAAACUGCAACAUACCGACGACUCUCAACGCCACGUGUUGACCUUCGACCUAGGCGGAGGCACCUUUGAUUGUGCCAUUAUCAAAAUUUCUAAAGGAAAGAUAGAGACCCUUGCAGUGGAUGGAGAUGCGCAUUUGGGUGGAGAAGAUUUCGACCAGAACUUGAUGAAAUAUUGCGCCCUCCAAUUCCAGGUAGACCAUGGCAUUGACCUCAUGGAUGGGAAGGAUUCGACCACUAGCGACAAGACAAGAGUUGACGUACGAAAACGCCUCAAGCGCCUCCAGCUUGAAUGCGAACGGAGGAAAAUCGCUCUCGCAUCGUGUCGAUCAGUGGACGUGGCUGUAGACGGAAUUUGGAACGAGGCAGGUGUUUCGACAGAUCUCAAGGUCAACGUGACCAGGGAACAAUUUGAGCUGAUGAAUUCAGCUUUGUUCGAGAGGACGAUUACGAUUGUGGACAGAUGUCUGAAAAGUGCUGGAUUGAGCAAGUGGAGUAUUGAGGAUAUCGUGCUGGUGGGUGGGUCGACACGGAUACCGAAAGUGCAAGAAUUGCUGAGCGACUAUUUUGAGGGUCGGGCCCUUAAUCAUACGAUAAAUCCGGAUGAGGCAGUGGCUUAUGGGGCUGCGGUACAGGCGGCAGCAUGGAAAACUUGCACAGGAGUCGAUGGAUUUCAAUAACAUUCAGGACGUUACUCCAAUGUCGCUUGGCAUAGAGGUUUAUGGCGGAGGAUUUUCUGUCAUUAUUCCAAAGAAUACAAAAAUCCCGAUCAAGUUCAAGGAGCAGUACAGGACGGCGCAUAAUAACCAAACCUCGGUCCAAAUUACCGUCUACCAAGGAGAAGCUGAUGUCGCUAAAGAUAAUAAUUGGCUGGGAGAGUUCUUAUUGAACAAUAUUCCACCGGAGGAUGCUGGCAAGGAGAAGAUAGAUGUCACGAUGGAAAUUAAUAUGCAAGGAGUACUGCAUGUCACUGCUGUUUGCACGAGCACAGGGGAUAAGGAUUCCAUAAAAGUAAUUGAGUAUAAGAGAAGGAUGGGGAAGGAUCAGAUUAAACGGAUUUUGGAUGAGGCCAGACCAGGAGGAGCUUAAUUGACUACUUCAAUUAUUUACAUAAUAUUAGUAAAUCAUAAAAAGUAUGAAUAACUUACCAAUUUUUUCUGUCACUCUGAAAGAGUAUUUUGCAUAAUUAUUUAAUUAAUAAAAACUAUUUGAUGUGAAACAUAGUAAAACAUACAAUCUUCUCCUAAGCAGGCUCAUACAGUUCAAUAUAUUAUGAUCAUUUCAAUUAUUGAUUCAAUGAUAGGCAUAUUUAGUUUAAUUGCAUAAUUAUUUAUGUUUCUGGAUUCUCCUCUAAAUUUGGGUAUGUUCUUAAAAAUAUUUUUACACUCAACAACAACAUGGUUUAUGGUUUACUAUAAUCUUUCGUGAAUUUCAUGGUUUUAUAAAUCAGGGAACGGAGCUCAGGAUGGAGAUGGAUACAAUCGUGAAGAAGAUACAAACCCCACAACUGGAAACAAGGAACGAUGGAUAUCAUUAAAAACUCAUUUCUUCUCCCAGCUCUGAAAUUGGAUGACCAAAAAUUUGAAUUUAUAUUCCUCCUGGAUAAUUCAGGAUCGAUGGCAGGAGCACCAAUAGAACUGGCGAAGAAAGCUUUAAAUCUCAUCCUGCACUCAUUGCCGGCCACUUGUUAUUUCAACAUUAUCACGUUCAACUCGUCCUUUCAUCCACUUUUCUCCCAAUCCAUUCCAUAUAAUGGGGAAAACUUGCAGAACGCUAAAGUACUUGUGAAUGAUUCCAGGAUAUCUAACCCAGAUUUUUUCCAUUACCGAUGGCCAGGUUGAGAAUUGCGAUGCGGUUCUGAGUUUGGUGUCCUCCAUGGUGUCACAUUCUCGAAGUUUUUCCCUUGGAAUUGGAACUGGCGUCGACAGGAACUUGGUUAUUGGGAUAGCUGAGAACGCCGGUGGCAUGCAUGAAUUUGUGACUUAUGAUGAAAAGAUUGAGUCCAAGAUUUUAAAUCAACUAAAAAUUGCCCAGAAACCUGCUCUCCUAAAGCCCAUCAGACUUGGCCCUGCUCAGCUCAUACUGGACGGGUCGUAUUGAUGGCAAAUUCUAUCCAUAUUAAUCGGAAUUUUCUGGAUUUCUUAAAUGGAAACAGUGGAAACUAAUGUAAUAAAGAGAUGAAAUAUA